ACAGUUGGUAGGGGUAUCCUAUUAUCUGUCCCUUUAUUCCCUCAGUGGAGCCGGUGCACUGAGACUGUGACCCCUGGAUAGUAUCAGCUGGGAAAAGAGGGGAACCAGAAAUUGGAAAAUUGGGGAAAUUCCAAAUAGAUCUGGAUGAUAAAGUGACCAUCCUGGCAUCUAGGACACCUGCAGUGUGCUACUGAGACAUCGCUGAGUGGGCACUUCUACCCGAGACACCCAGGAGGGCACACACCCAUCCCAGCAGCAGUCUCUGCCCUUCUCCUUGGGACCCCAAGCUGCCAACAUGGAUCUGCUCCUACUGUUAGCUUUGCUGCCAGGUUGUCUGUGUUCAUUCAGUGUUGAAGUUCCACCUGUUGUUGAAGUUGAGAUUGGGAAAAAUGCAAUAAUCCAUUGCAAACCUGCUUUUAGUGGAUCCCCCAAGUACACCUCUGAGUGGUUUGUUUUAGAUGAGAAUGAUGAUCUCCGACGCAUCACGUUCUUUGGCGACGGACGCCAAGUGACCGAUCCUGACACCGAGUACAGUGACAGAGCUAAAGUUAAAAGUGAUUUAACACUGGAGAUUAAAGGUGUCCGCCUGAGUGAUGAAAAACAAUUCCUCUGCAGAGUCAACGCCGUGAAUGAAGGGACCCAGGAAGCCAAAGCCGCACUAAAGGUUUAUGAUUCCCCAGAAACCCCUGAACUGUCUUUAAACUUAGGGAUAUUGUCAGUCACUGAAUCAUUUUCAUCUGAGAUCGGAACUUGCAUCAGUCGGAAUGCAUAUCCAGCUCCAACUAUUGAAUGGUACAAAAAUCAUCAGCUGCUAACCCCACUGACUGAAAAGAACCCGGACGUAUACAUGUCAUCCCGCACAAUAACGGAAUCUUCAGGAUUGCUUACGGUCUCCAGCACUCUAUUUUUGAGACCUACCAAAAUGGACACAGAUGCAGUUUUUUCCUGUAAAGUUGUGUAUUCUAUACCAGGAGGUGGUGUGAGACGUAUGGAGUCACAGGAAUUCAAUUUGACUUUGCACUAUUACACGGAGAAUGUAAAGUUUGAAAUAUUGUCUCCACUGCCAAUUAAAGAAGGAGAUGACCUUAUAUUUCGAUGUGCAGGAGAUGGACAUCCUCCACCUUCAUACAUAAUUUCCAAGCUGAAGGAUGACAAUGAGAUGGAGAUUUAUUCUGGUGUGGAGGGUGUACUGAAAGUCUUAAAUGUGUCUAGAGAGUAUACUGGAUCUUACCAUUGUCAGGCUAUGGACUUCGACUCACCACCUGAAGUUGUACUCACUCAAGAGCUUGAUUUGGUUGUGAAUUAUGUUGACACCCCGUCUCUGCUCCCUAAAGAGGACACAACGGUAAAUCUUGGAGCUGACCUUCAGCUGACUUGUAGAGGAGAUGGUACUGUGACACCUCAACUUCACUGGAAAAAGGAUGGUGCUAUUGUUUUUGAAGGCAGCAGAUACAAGAUACGUAACAUCUCAUACUCCCAGUCAGGGGUUUACACAUGUGAAGCAGUUUCAAGUAAUAUACCUGGAUUGACCAAAGAGAAGGACAUCACUAUCACUGUAGAAGGGAUUCCACAACUGAAACCUGGAACUGACACGUUUGAAGUGGCUGCCGAAGGGGACACGUUGAGCCUAACUUGCUCUGCUGUAGGACACCCUCUACCCGAGAUAAUGUGGAAUCCCCCAGAACUGAAGGGUGCACAGUCAGUUUCUGGCAUGAAUGUGAUGAGCAAGGUGUCUGUAAAGGUCUCCUCCAAGCUAGCUAAAGGAGUUUCCUGCGUUGCAAAAAAUGUUCAUGGAUCCAAUGAGAGAAACUUCACACUUAACAUUGGAAAUGUGAUUGAUACCAGCUCUGCUCCUUCUCAAGAACAGAGCAGCGGUGGAAGCAGUACGGCCAUCAUUGCGGUUGUUGUAUGCGUCCUCCUCCUCCUUCUCGUUGUUGCACUUUUCUAUUUCCUGCAGAAGAGAGGAAAACUCACAUGUGGAGGAUCAGAGAAGAAGUCCUUAACUCAAGAUCCUGCUUCAGCUGAGCUUGCACCAGAGUUAAAAUCGGACAAACGACCUGAACAACAUGGCCUUAUUGGUUCCCCAGGAGGAAGUCGAUCAAUAGAGUGUUAGCAAGCAGAAGUAGAGGUGGAGGACUUUCUUCUGCAUGGACAGCGAUCCUUUUUAUCCGUGGCCUGGAGCUCCGUAGCUGUCUACAUAUCUCCUGCCUGUGGAUUUCUGCUUACACUGCUACUGGCACUUGCCACAAAGUUACAAAAGAAGAAACAAUGCAAAGACUCGAUCAUUAAGAGAUUUCUCCUAAUGAUCCAAUGAUCCUAGGAGCUUCAACUUCCCAGGAUCUCUUCUCGUUUUUUUUGGUUUUUUUAACAUUGGAAGUUCACAUACUUGGAUCUGUUGCUGGGUACACGCCUGGACCCUCUAUUGCCUUAAUUGGCGGAUGACCGUCGCUGCAUCACGGACUACAGACCUACACUGAUUUUCCCAACAACUUGUGUUUUUUUUGUGUACUUUUGUGUUGUUGUUUUUUUUUUCUUGCAGUUUAUUUCUGAAUAUUUGUUUUAUUUUUUAUUUCUGAAACCGUGUGAAUGACUACCAUUAGCCCAUUGACUGAUUCUGCUCUCCAGCAUGCCUUGGGGUUGGCAGACCUUUGUGGGCUUUAUAGUGUUACACUGGUUUUGGACUGCCCUUCUGCGGCCUAUGUGUAUAUAAUGUAUAUCUCUAUGGUCAUUACACUGUCAAAUCUUGCCCAUGUCUCACUGUCUGUUCUCAUUAAAUGUCCUACAGACCAU
This is a messenger RNA of Pelobates fuscus (common spadefoot toad), 2790 nucleotides long. It is a transcript of the gene BCAM, whose product is annotated as basal cell adhesion molecule (Lutheran blood group). Gene Ontology annotation, molecular function: cell adhesion molecule binding. The record is from RefSeq and is a predicted model, not a curated record. Gene Ontology annotation, biological process: cell-cell adhesion. Bases 296 to 2113 code for a protein of 605 amino acids. The transcript is spliced from 16 exons. Gene Ontology annotation, cellular component: cell-cell junction; plasma membrane. NCBI's taxonomy places the organism in Eukaryota, Metazoa, Chordata, Amphibia, Anura, Pelobatidae.